UGCUGCCGCUGCCGCUGCUGCUGCUGCUGCUGCUGCUGCUGCUUGGUAUAUCAAAUUUCCCUGAUUUCUUUCAAUGGGUUUCUUCGAGGAUGAUUCAGGCGUAAUAGUAACACAUCUCCUCUACAAAGCGGCAGUUAUUCUAGCAAUCUUGAGAUGUGCCUUAUCCUGGGCUCUCAAAUUCAGAAACACAACCCAUUUGCCCCCUUCUUCUCCCAGUGAUUCGCUACAUCCUCUCCCUUCUUCUCAGCAGAUAAGGGACGGUCUGAUUUUAACCACUUUUGCUGACGUCACCCAGAGGAUAUCACCAGCUUAUGACACGUGUGCUGUGUGCUUGGGCCAGCUGAGAGAGAAUGAUCAAGUCAGAGAACUAAGAAACUGCUGCCACGUGUUCCAUGUUGACUGUAUUGAUAGAUGGGUUGAUCAUGAUGAUGAUGGUAAUCACAGAAGUUGUCCACUGUGUAGGGCCCCACUGCUGACCACGUCACAGAGUUUGGGUUGGAUCAGGUCUGAGCCCAGUUGGGCUGUUGAGAGAAUUCUGUACCUCUUUGGAGAUGAUUUGUUUGUGCAAUAAUGGCCUGCUGCUUAAUGAGAAAGGAUUGAUUUUAGUGGUUUAGGGCAAAAUAGAAGGAAAAUAGAAUCAUUCAAUUUUGUAUGGAUGUGGAUUUUAUUGGCCUUCACAUGUAUAUAUGCAAUUUAUUUUUUUUUUAGCAAAAUGCUAAACCUUAAGUAAAUAAUUAUUGUGUUAUUGUGUUUUUGUUAAAAUUAAGUAAUACUCUCUGUUUUUCUUUUUA
Messenger RNA from Manihot esculenta (cassava), 791 nucleotides. RefSeq names its product E3 ubiquitin-protein ligase ATL4. Gene Ontology annotation, biological process: protein ubiquitination. The transcript has a single exon. Gene Ontology annotation, molecular function: ubiquitin protein ligase activity. The record is from RefSeq and is a predicted model, not a curated record. Lineage: Eukaryota; Viridiplantae; Streptophyta; Magnoliopsida; Malpighiales; Euphorbiaceae. Bases 74 to 571 code for a protein of 165 amino acids.